Molecule: messenger RNA, 907 nt
Organism: Anarrhichthys ocellatus (wolf-eel)
Lineage: Eukaryota; Metazoa; Chordata; Actinopteri; Perciformes; Anarhichadidae
Product: transmembrane protein 138-like
Exons: 5
Coding region: 1-579 (192 amino acids)
Cellular component (GO): cilium
Source: RefSeq, a predicted model, not a curated record
AUGGCAAUGCGUGUGUGCGAGUGCAGUGCAGUCUUGGAUCCAGCGUGGAACCCCCACAGUCCGCCCGGGCGCCCAGCCUUCGGGCCGGAGACGCUCCAAACGAGCAACUACUCUCUGGUGUUGCUGAUUCAGCUCAGCCUGCUCUCCUUCGACCUGUUCGUCAACUCCUUCAGCGAGCUGCUGAGGCACGAACCGGCUGUCCAGCUGGUACUUUUCAUAAUCCAGGACAUUGGCAUCCUGUUCAACCUGAUCAUCAUUCUGUUGAUGCUGUUUAACACCUACGUGUUCCAGAUCGGCCUGGUCGCCAUAUUGCUGGAGCGGUUUAGAGCUGCGCUAAUGCUCUCUGCUCUCUAUCUGACCUUCAGUAUCAUACUCCACUCCUGGCUUAUGAAUCUACGUUGGCUGAAUACCAACAGAUUUAUUUGGACAGACGGCCUUCAGGUGCUGUUUGUGUUCCAAAGAGUCGCCUCUGUGUUGUACUACUACUUGUACAAGAGGACGUCGGAGUAUCUGGGUGACCCUCGCCUCUAUGAGGAUUCGCCGUGGAUGCGGGAACUGUUCGCUCGGGUCAGACAGUGACCUCACUGCAAAAAUAACCCAAUAAAAAGGUCCCAUAUGGAGAGCAAAGGUGUUUCAAUGAAGUGUGCAUUUGGGGAAAAGAUGGCCACUUCAGUACAGUGUAUUUAAAUGUGUUUGAAGUGCAUUUGCAAGACGAUACCAAUGGCAUUUUGGGAACACUUGAAAAAAGAAAUACAAUCAGGCUUGAAAUGCAUUUAAUGUAAAACAUACAUUACAAAUAGAUUUGACAGGAUUUGAAAACCAGAAACAUUUUCCACAGAACAUUUCCCUCCAAAGCAGGAAGGAUUGUGCCAAAAUCUGCUGAGACAUUUUAGAACAACAAGGUCUC